AUGCUCGGUCACGGCCCGCUGCGGCUCGACACUCCCCCGCCCGUGAGGCGAGUUUGCGUAGUCGUGGAGCCCGAGUGCCCCACCUGCCACCGCCGGACCGCUGCCACGCACGCGCAACGCCACCGUCGAACGACGCACGCGGGUGGCCGCACCGCCGCUGCAGCCGUCGCCCCUCCCGCAGCCGUCAAGACGGGCACGCCGCCGCCCACUCGUCGCACAACGGGUCCCCGUGUCCAAGUGUGUGCAGCCUGCCACUACGCUCUCUUUACUAUUCCCGGCAUCCUCUGCCACGCCCGCACGCACCAUGCCGUUGGCACGCGCCUAGCUGUCCCCGUCGCGGGUGGUCGGCCGCAGUCUGUUCUCGCCCGUCCGAUGGGUCACCGCUGCCCCCUAUGCCCCGCUGCCUUUAACGAGCCUGAAGGACUGAAGCGUCGCCAAGCAGCUGAGCGUGGCAUUGGUCAUCCUUCUGACUUUGGGAUAUGGAGCCGGUUGUGGUGCGAGGAGACUCCGAGACACCCGUUGGUGUGCGCGGGAGUUGCGGCACUGCGCACGAAUUGCGCUCUCCGCCCUGGGUCCGUCGUUGGAGCUGGCCCUGGCGUUGUAUUGGCCCGGUUUCUGGUCGCGAUGAUCCAGUGCCGUUCCCGCCAGAGCUCGCGUGUUGCACGUGAGGCAGCCGUGGGAGCCUGUGGGCCUGCGCCUGUGGCCGAUACCGCCGGUGCUCCUCUGGCUGCUUGUUUUCCUGACGCGUGUCAAGGUGACGCGGGCCACAGGCACCGUGGGGACGAGGCCGCCGAAGUAGCGCCGCCGCGGCUACGCGUGGCGCAGCUCCGCCGGUGA
Messenger RNA from Leptomonas pyrrhocoris, 837 nucleotides. RefSeq lists its product as hypothetical. The record is from RefSeq and is a predicted model, not a curated record. The transcript has a single exon. NCBI's taxonomy places the organism in Eukaryota, Euglenozoa, Kinetoplastea, Trypanosomatida, Trypanosomatidae. Bases 1 to 837 code for a protein of 278 amino acids.